Molecule: messenger RNA, 1836 nt
Organism: Penicillium alfredii
Lineage: Eukaryota; Fungi; Ascomycota; Eurotiomycetes; Eurotiales; Aspergillaceae
Exons: 4
Coding region: 1-1836 (611 amino acids)
Source: RefSeq, a predicted model, not a curated record
AUGUUCCGAAAAACCCGGCCCGUGCAAACGGUCGCCACGGUGUUCGUGGUGAUCCUGAUCUACAUGGCUGCGAUCACAUUAUGGCAAAAUGGCGACCCCAAAUCGAUGCUGGAAGACCGGCUACAUGCCGUAUCCUCGGGGUCGACGAAUCCCCCGCCGGUGGAUGUCAAGGUCAUACCGGAAUCGCCGCCCGCGCCAGUUGUGCCGGCAUCGAAUGCCUCGAAUGCCUCGAACGCCUCGAACGCAUCGGCGCCCGCCCAGAAUAAACCUAAGCGGCGCGAUCCCAUCGAGGAUAUCGCGAACUCGACUCUCGGGUUUGAGAAGAUUUAUGCAAUGGGGUUCAGUGAUCGAUCCGACAAGCGCGAUGCCCUGUCCCUUGGCGCGGCGAUGACGAACAUGGAAUUGACUUGGAUCGAGGGUGUCAAGGCCAAAGACAUCCCGGACAAAGCAUACCCCGCAACCUGGGACCGGAACCGAGAAGUGCCCGAUGAGGUUGGCUGCUGGCGAGCUCAUAUGGAUGCGGCCCAAGAUAUGGUUCUAAACAACGUCAGCUCGGCGCUGUUCCUUGAAGACGACGCCGACUGGGACGUGACCCUACGAACGCAACUGAAGGAAUUCGCGCGCGGAGCGCGUGAGUUCCUCAAGACGCCGCAUCCGGAAACCCCUUACGGCGACAACUGGGACCUGCUCUGGUUUGGAUUCUGUGCGAUAGAAGCAAUGGACAAGGAGCACGCGUACCGCAUCCCGUUCGACCCGACGGUGCGACCGAUCAACCACCGGUACGAGUUCCAUUACCCUCGAUUCGUGGACCGACCCGAGCACCAGCGGUCACGGUUUGUGCUGGACGGCACGGCCAACAUUUGCACGCACGGCUACGGCAUUUCCAACCAAGGCGCGCGCAAGUUGCUGGCCACCACGUCGCUGGAACCCAACAACGACGCCAUCGACUUUGCGCUCGCGAGUCUGUGCCGCCAGGACGAAUCCAAGGAUAUGCCCUUCCACUGCAUCUCCCCUUACCCGCCCCUGCUCACCCACUGGCGUAAGGCCGGGAUGAGUGCCUCUGAUUCGGAUGUGCGAGAUUCCGGCAACCAUUGGCAUGAAGCCCACUCCGUCUCCGCGACCUUCAGUACCAUGCUCAACAUCCACCGCUUCCUCAAGGGUGAGAAAACCGCUCUUGCGCAAUGGCCCGAUUUCAAACCAAGUGAACUUGACCCGAGCACAUUUAAGCUUCCUCGCGGCCGAAUGAUCAAUGUCAACCACGAUGAUGGCCCAGAGAACAACUUGGAAGGCCAACCAGAUGCGGAGGAACUCGCCAAAAUAGCAAAGGAAAAAGAAGAAGAAGAAAGGCAAAAGGAAGCGGAAGAACAAGGUGGAGAUCAAGGAGGAGGUCAAGGAAAGGGGGAGACACAAGACAAGCAAAAAGAAAAAGGACAAGAAGAUGAGGAGGAUGAGGAGGAAACACCAGAAGAUGAAGAAGAUGAAGAAGAUCAAGAAGAAGAACAAGACCAGAAAUCAGGAUCUGGGAACGGACAAAACACCAAAGAGUCUGGGCAGAAGACAAACAAAACCGACAAGACGAACGAGGCCGACACAAAGAAUAAAGACUCAACGAGCAAGGCAGACAAGAACAAGGACAAGACGAACGAGGCGGACACGACAAACCAAGACUCCACAGGCAAGACCAACAAGAACAAGGACAAGAACAAGGAGAACAGCAAGAACGUGGCCCAGGCAGACGAAAUGAGCGACGCCGAUGUAAUGGGCAUUCCCGAUUCGGCGAACUCGAGAGAGCGUGCUGGUGCCGGGCCAAGCGAUACCGAGGAGCUGCGUACAUAG